Molecule: messenger RNA, 1423 nt
Organism: Vespa mandarinia (Asian giant hornet)
Lineage: Eukaryota; Metazoa; Arthropoda; Insecta; Hymenoptera; Vespidae
Source: RefSeq, a predicted model, not a curated record
GACAUUAAAAAUUUAUUCAAUAACUAUAUAAUAUCCUGUAAAUAUAAUCUGAAAAGCCAUAUUAACUUUUAAUUAAACAUAAUGGUAUGGACUUGCAAUGCUACUGAUACAAUAAGUCUCAAAAAGCCAACGUAAGUAUAUUAUCGUAUAAUAAGAAAAAUAUAUAAGUAACUAUUGAGAAGCACAGAAAAUUCAUGAUUUUAUUAGAGCUUUAGAUAAAGUAAUUGAGAGUAUUCCCAAACCAAAGGGGGCUAUUCCCAAUUUUGGAUUACCAAAAUGGAAAGUAAUGCCUUUGGAAUCAAAGAUUCCAAUGGUACCUGGGCCAGAAGGUGCCUAUAACUUUACACGUCGUAAAAUAGGAAAAAAAUUGUGGACCAGUUCAUCGGAUGCAGAAUUUAAUUUAUAUGACCCAUACUGUCAUGAAAUCAAAUUUACAUAUGAUUCUUUGCAUGAUGAGCAUUUGGUACCUUUUUUUUCCAAAGCGAAUAAUAUUAAACAUUUACUAAAAGCUGGAUUAAUUACACGCAACUUGGAAGGAAAAUGUUCUUUAAAGGAUUAUAACAUGUACAGAAAAUAUUUAAGAAAUUUACAUAUUGACAGCAUUAAACGUGAACUAAGAGAAAGGACACGACUUUCUCAUGAAAAACAGAUAUUAGAAUAUGCUGAAGAGCAAGCACAAAAUGAAGUGAAAAAAUUAGAGAAAAGAGAAAAAUUAAUGGAGGCACGUAAGAAAAUAUGGAAAGCACGUAAAUUGCAAGAGGAAGAAAAAAUUCAAGAGCAAAAAGAAAAAGCAAGAAAAUUGAAAGAAAGAAUGAAAUUAUUAAAAAUUACAAAACAUGAGGAACAAAUGAUGCGUGCUGCAAAGGCAAAGGCACGUUCCGAAAGUAUAAAACAAAAGCAAAAGUUAGCAGCUGAAAUUGAGCAGCAAAAGAAAAUUCAUACAUUGGUAGAUUGGCGUAAGAAAGAACACAUACGUAAAAAAGCAAGAGAAGCAAGAUUGAAACAUGAUCGAGAACAAAAGAUUAUGGCUAUUGAAGAGAAAUGGAAAUUAAGACAUGAAUCGCAAAAAAAAGAUAUUGAGAAAGAACAAUUUCUAUUUGAUUGUAUUAGUAAUCAACGUGCAAUAUUUAUAAAGAAAUAUAAUGAAAAGAUAGAAAAGGAGAAAGAACGAAUGAAUAAACUUUUACAAAAAACGAGAAUAUUUGUAAGAUGUUAUAUGGCACGGCGUUUGCCAAAAGGAAAAGAAAGAAUUUGCUGUAGAAGCUAUCAUGGUGAUCAGGUGAAAUUUAAAUUGCUUCUUUGCUUAAUAAAUCUAUCUAUAUAAAUUAUAUAUGCUUAACAGAAACCUGAAGAUAAAAGUAAUAAAAAAUUGUCAACGAUAUCUACAACUCCUUUGAUGUUUUCAAAAGACAAGGAAACAAAG